AUCUACUGAAGAGUUACCCUUAAUUCCAUCCAACAACCAGGUCUGAAACAACUGACUCUAACAUGAAGGCUUUCAUUUUCCUUCCCUUCAUGUUCGUGGCCAUGUUCUCAGUGUCUUCAACCCAGAUUUUGAGAACAAGUGUUUUUAAACCACAAGAAGGUCCAGAACCUGCAUUUAUUCUAGAGAGAAAAAAUGAAGCUAAUCAUCAAGGAAAACAACAGGAAUCUAAUCAGCAAGGAGGUAGCAACACACAAGGAAAACAAGCAACAUUUAGUCUGCAAGGACAACGAGGGUGUUCUAACCAGCCAGAGAAAAAUUCAGGGAAUUUUAAUCAGCAAGAAAGGCCAGGAAUUCUCAAUCAGUCUGGGAGUCUGCAAGGGAAUUCAGGAGACUCUAAUCCAAAAGGGAAUGCUGAAGCUUCAAAUGAACAGGGAAAACCGGGAUCUUGUAGCCAGCAAGGAAAACCGGGAUCAUCUGGUCAGCAAGGGCGUCCAGGGUCAUCCAGCCAGCAAGGGAAGCCAGGGUCACCCGGCCAGCAAGGGGGUCCAGGGUCUUCUAGCCAGCAAGGGCGUCCAGGGUCAUCCAGCCAGGAAGGGCGUCCAGGGUCAUCCAGCCAGCAAGGGAGUCCAGGGUCUUCCAGCCAGCAAGGGCAUCCAGGGUCAUCCAGCCAGCAAGGGAAGCCAGGGUCAUCUGGCCAGCAAGGGGGUCCAGGGUCUUCUAGCCAGCAAGGGCGUCCAGGGUCAUCUGGCCAACAAGGGCGUCCAGGGUCAUCUGGCCAGCAAGGGAAGCCAGGGUCAUCUGGCCAGCAAGGGCGUCCAGGGUCAUCUGGCCAACAAGGGCAUCCAGGGUCAUCCAGCCAGCAAGGGAAGCCAGGAUCAUCUGGCCAGCAAGGGGGUCCAGGGUCUUCUAGCCAGCAAGGGCGUCCAGGGUCAUCCGGCCAGCAAGGGAAGCCAGGGUCAUCUGGCCAGCAAGGGGGUCCAGGGUCUUCUAGCCAGCAAGGGCGUCCAGGGUCAUCUGGCCAGCAAGGGGGUUCAGGGUCAUCUGGCCAGCAAGGAAGACCAGGAUGGUCUAGCCAACAAGGGAAAUCAAGGUCUUUCUUUCAAGAAGAAAGAAAAAAUGUAGGCAACCCUUUGAAUGCCAAUAUAAUGGAGAUUCAGACUGGCAAAACCAGCAGCAAGAACCCAACUGGAAAUACAAAAUGUCCAUCUGUCUACAAGCCAGUCUGUGGUUCUGAUGGAAAAACCUAUGGGAACCACUGUGUAUUCAAUGAAGCCAAAAGAAAACAGAAAGGCAUGGGGCCAGCUAGGAUUCACAGGCCGCCUCUCCUGCUCUUAAUCUCUGCUUAUGAGAAUAUACAAGAGAAGUCUACAGUGAGAGACAUGCAGGACUCCCCAGUAAUUUCAACUCUACGGUUUCCUUUUUCCUCAAAUGUCCUGCAUCAGAAGAACACAUCUGCCCCGGAAGCCUCUGAUGUUGUCUAUGUCAAUAAUUCAAAGAAUCAAAUUAUCCCAAGCCUCUCCCUGGGAGAACGCCCGGGACGUCUUUACGACACAGAGCACACGCUGCUGCGGAUCAUCUGUUUGGCGCCAUCAGGCUCCUCACCGAUACGCCAGUGA
This is a messenger RNA of Zalophus californianus (California sea lion), 1616 nucleotides long. RefSeq names its product MARCO like (gene MARCOL). The transcript has 5 exons. Lineage: Eukaryota; Metazoa; Chordata; Mammalia; Carnivora; Otariidae. Gene Ontology annotation, molecular function: protein binding. Bases 63 to 1616 code for a protein of 517 amino acids. The record is from RefSeq and is a predicted model, not a curated record.